Amyelois transitella is the source of this 1401-nucleotide messenger RNA. It is a transcript of the gene viaf, whose product is annotated as viral IAP-associated factor homolog. The coding region runs from base 175 to 864 and encodes 229 amino acids. Gene Ontology annotation, biological process: protein folding. The record is from RefSeq and is a predicted model, not a curated record. The transcript is spliced from 5 exons. NCBI's taxonomy places the organism in Eukaryota, Metazoa, Arthropoda, Insecta, Lepidoptera, Pyralidae. Gene Ontology annotation, cellular component: cytoplasm.
AGCCCCGCGACUGCGACUGCGCUGCGCUCUCAAGCGCUCAACUCAAGCUCGCUCAAGCUAAAAUAGAAAGAAGUACAUAGAAGUGGCAAAAAGGUGUCGAAUUUCAUUAAUAUAAUUGAAAUAAAAAUCUUGUCUAAAAUAUAAAUAACAGACAAAACCAAAAAUCACUAUAUAAUGCAGAACCCAAACGAGGAUACAGAAUGGAACGAUGUUCUUCGUUCCAAGGGAAUUAUACCUCCGAAGGAGAAGGAAGUGUCCGAAGCCGAUAUUGUGAAUAUGAUAGAAGAGACCAUUCAACAGAAACAAGCAGAAAAAGACAAAAAGCUCUCAGAGUUAGAUUUAGACGGACUUGACGAGUUAGAGGACUCUGAAGAUGAAGCGAUUUUAGAGGAAUACCGACGGAAACGCAUUGCAGAGCUCAAGAAAUUGUCAGAGAAACCUCGAUUUGGCGAAGUGAGGGAAGUGUCGGGGCAAGAUUAUGUGCAGGAAGUGAACAAGGCAGGAGAGGGGAUUUGGGUAGUUAUACACCUGUACAAACAAGGUAUCCAGCAGUGUGCCCUCGUGAACCAACACAUGCGGCAGCUUGCGGAGAAGUACCCAUAUACAAAAUUCCUUAAAGCAUUCUAUCAGACAUGCAUCCCUAACUAUCCCGAGAGGAAUCUGCCCAGUGUGUUCGUGUAUUACGAGGGUGACAUGAAGAAACAAUUUGUGGGCUCACACGAGCUCAGAGGCACUGCUCUAACUUGCGAUGAACUUGAAUACUUAUUGGGUCAAGUGGGCGCUGUGGACACAAAAAUAAAGGAGGAUCCCAGGCCGAAGAUAAAGGACAAACUGUUUACAGACCUCGGAAACAAUGAUUGGUGAUGAAGAACUUGUGUAUAGCUCCUGUACAGUCUUAAGUUUUUGGAAUUUUACAAUCACAUAUUGACAUGUAUUAUAUUUUUAUAAAAAAUAUUUGGUGAUGGAUGUCAGUUGGUCUGCUGCUAUUUAUUUUACAUUUUCCUCAUGGACCAACUGACAUGCACUGCUAGUUGUGUCCCCAUAAUUUACAAAACCUUAGAUUUGCUAAAAAAUCAUCAAGGAUUAUCAAGGCGUUGCUUGGGAAACUUUCAAAAAACCUAAUUUCUGUAAUUUUAUACAUAAAAUAAAAUAAUUAGACUUGUUCUAAAAUGUUGCUUAUGCUCCUUUCUAUUCCUUGUUUAAAUUGAACAUUUUAGUCAUUAUUCAGUUAGGUGCAGAGAAUAUUUAGAUGGAGCCUUUAAUACCUACUUCUUUGAUGAGUUCCAGUUACUCUCUCACUUUUCUGGAGAGGAGCCCGGAAUGCGUCUUAUUAUGUUGAUAAAAAAUAAAGGAAGUGACUGAUUAGAGUUUGUAAACUGCCAGUGCUGUGACUGGUUAAAA